This is a messenger RNA of Diplodia corticola, 2136 nucleotides long. RefSeq names its product glutamine-dependent nad(+) synthetase. Gene Ontology annotation, molecular function: ATP binding; NAD+ synthase (glutamine-hydrolyzing) activity; glutaminase activity. The record is from RefSeq and is a predicted model, not a curated record. The transcript is spliced from 8 exons. Gene Ontology annotation, cellular component: cytoplasm. Gene Ontology annotation, biological process: NAD+ biosynthetic process. NCBI's taxonomy places the organism in Eukaryota, Fungi, Ascomycota, Dothideomycetes, Botryosphaeriales, Botryosphaeriaceae. Bases 1 to 2136 code for a protein of 711 amino acids.
AUGGGACACUUGACAACUUUGGCCACGUGCCAGCUCAACCAAUGGGCUCUCGAUUUCGAGGGCAACUUGGAGAGGAUCCUCGAGUCAAUCCGGCAAGCCAAGGCUGCCGGUGCUUCUCUCCGCGUCGGCCCCGAGCUGGAGAUCACUGGUUAUGGCUGUCUCGACCAUUUUCUUGAGUCCGACAUCUUCCUGCACUCGUGGGAGAUGAUCGCCAAGAUCCUCUCCGACAAGUCUUGCUACGACAUCAUCCUCGAUAUCGGCGCACCUGUCAUCCACCGCAACGUGCGCUACAAUGCUCGCGUCAUCUGCUUCAAUGGUCAGAUUCUGCUCAUCAGGCCGAAGCUGUGGCUUGCCAACGACGGCAACUACCGCGAGAUGCGUUACUUCACGCCUUGGAGCAGGCCAUACCACGUCGAGGAGUACUACCUCCCGAGGCUUAUCCAAAACAUCGUUGGUAAGGUCAAGGUCCCCAUCGGCGAUGCCGUCAUCUCCACUCGCGAUACGUGUUUGGGCGCCGAGACCUGUGAGGAACUCUUCACCCCCGCCGCCCCGCAUGCUGCCAUGGGUCUCAAUGGUGUCGAGAUUUUCACCAAUUCUUCCGGUAGCCACCACGAGCUGCGGAAGCUGAAUACCCGCAUCUCUCUCAUUCUCGAGGCAACCCGCAAGUCGGGUGGCAUUUACCUGUAUUCUAACCAGCAGGGUUGUGAUGGCGACCGUCUGUACUACGAUGGAUCAGCCAUGAUCAUCAUCAAUGGCGAAAUCGUUGGCCAGGCGUCUCAAUUCAGCUUGAACGAUGUUGAGGUUGUUACCGCAACCGUCGAUCUAGAGGAAGUGAGGGCCUUCCGUUGUGCCCCAAGCCGCGGGCUCCAGGCCGUGCAAGCGAACGCCUAUCAGAGAAUCGAGGUAGACUUCAGCCUCUCCGUUGAGGGUGGUGCACUGGAUGCCAAGUUGAGACCUUCCAAGUCCUUCAAGCCUUAUGUCCACGAGCCCGAGGCCGAAAUCGCCUACGGGCCCGCAUGCUGGCUGUGGGACUAUGUGCGGAGAAGCCGACAGGGAGGGUUUCUGAUCCCUUUGUCAGGUGGCAUUGACUCCUGCGCUACCUCCGUCAUUGUGUUCUCCAUGUGUAGGCUCGUUGUUGAGGCGAUAGAGAGGGGCGAUGAGCAAGUCGUUCAGGAUGUCAGGGCCGUUUGUGGAGAGCCUGAAGGAUCUACGUGGCUGCCAUCGACGCCGCAAGAAUUCUGCGGCAGGAUCUUCCAUACUUGCUACAUGGGCAGCGUGAACUCGUCUGCUGAGACUCGCAACCGCGCAAAGGACCUCGCCAAGGACAUUGGCGCCUACCAUACCGAUUUGGACAUCGAUAGUGUUGCGACAGCUCUGAAAACCCUCUUCACCACUGUCACGGGCUUUGUACCGCAGUUCAGGGUCCACGGAGGAAGCAACACGGAAAACCUGGCUCUACAAAACAUCCAGGCCAGGAUCCGCAUGGUCAUUGCGUACCUGUUCGCUCAACUGCUCCCCGUGGUUCGUGGUCGCAAAGCUCCUGGAAGUUUGCUCGUCCUUGGUUCUGCCAAUGUCGAUGAAUCUUUGAGAGGCUAUCUUACCAAGUACGACUGCAGCAGUGCUGAUAUCAACCCUAUCGGAGGAAUCUCGAAGACGGAUCUCAAGGCAUUCAUCAAAUGGGCAGGAAGCCAGUUCAACCUUCCGAUAUUGGAGGACUUCAUCAACGCCACGCCUACUGCAGAACUUGAACCUAUCACCAAGGAUUAUGUCCAAUCUGACGAGGCCGACAUGGGAAUGACUUAUGAUGAACUCUCGGUGUUCGGAAGGCUGCGCAAAGUUCACAAGCUUGGACCCUAUGGAAUGUUUGAGAGGCUACUGCACGAUUGGAGCGAUCGCAUGAGCCCAAGGCAGGUUUACGAGAAGGUGCGGAGGUUUUACUGGUUCUACGCGAUCAACCGCCACAAAAUGACCACCAUCACCCCUGCAUACCAUGCCGAAGCCUACUCUCCCGAUGACAACAGGUUCGAUCUGCGUCCGUUCUUGUAUCCCGUAUUUAGCUGGCCGUACAAAAAGAUCGAAGAGAUGUUGAAGAAGCACGAAGACGGAGAAGCAAAGAAAGAGAUCAAGGGAGAAUAG